AUGGUUAUGACGUUUACUCAGGAACAAAUUGAUAGGUUCGGUACUGUACUGAACGAUACAAGCUUCGCUGAAGAUUUGUAUCCUUUGAUUAUUUGUCAUAAACUUGGCAUAUUUCCAGCAAACCCCUUAAAGCUCGAUUCCGAGCUCUCUUUAUACUACGGAAUAUCGGCUGCGAUUUGUCAGUGA
Haemonchus placei is the source of this 186-nucleotide messenger RNA. The record is from the annotation of a GenBank genome assembly. NCBI's taxonomy places the organism in Eukaryota, Metazoa, Nematoda, Chromadorea, Rhabditida, Trichostrongylidae.